Molecule: messenger RNA, 720 nt
Organism: Penicillium hordei
Lineage: Eukaryota; Fungi; Ascomycota; Eurotiomycetes; Eurotiales; Aspergillaceae
Product: glycoside hydrolase family 12 protein
Exons: 3
Coding region: 1-720 (239 amino acids)
Biological process (GO): polysaccharide catabolic process
Molecular function (GO): cellulase activity
Source: RefSeq, a predicted model, not a curated record
AUGAAGACCAGUGGUUUGUUCAUCGCACUUGCUACUGCUGCAUUCGCUCAACAGCACACGCUUUGUGACCAGUAUGGUUAUUAUUCCACCGGCAACUACGAUGUCAACAACAACCUCUGGGGCAAGGAUGCAGGCACUGGCUCUCAGUGCACCUACGUUAAAUCAAUCUCGGACUCGGGUGUCUCCUGGUACACCACUUGGAACUGGUCCGGCGGCAAGGGUAACGUGAAGAGCUACGCCAACUCAGGUUAUAUUGGCAAAAUGCAGAAGUACAUCAGUGACAUCAAAAGCAUUCCCACUUCCGUUGAAUGGAGCUAUGACAACACCGACAUCAAUGCCGACGUCGCGUAUGACCUUUUCACGGCGGCCAACGUUGACCACGAUACCUCCAGUGGUGACUAUGAGCUCAUGAUUUGGUUGGGCAAGUACGGGACCAUUCAGCCCAUCGGUACUCAGAUCGCGACGGCCACUGUUGCAAACGAGAAGUGGGAACUGUGGUAUGGUGUCAAUGGUGCGCAGAAGACCUACAGCUUCGUUGCCUCCAGUCCGAUCACAUCUUGGUCCGGGGAUAUUCAGGAAUUUUUCAACUACCUGACUAAGAAUCAGAAUUAUCCGGGCAGUAGCCAAUACCUUAUUACUAUGCAAUUCGGCACUGAGCCGUUCACUGGCGAGAAGACUACAAUGACUGUUUCGAAUUGGUCUGCGAGUGUUACUUUCUAG